UUUACCCUUUGCAUGGAAGUGAAUUUUCUGGCGCGUGAGGUAUCUGACCUCUGCCUUGGGAAGCCACCGUUGAGGUCGCUCUCUGCUUCAGUCACCGUCGCGGAGGCCUUGGCCGCAAUUAAGAGCUCCGACGACAGCUUCAUAAGCGUGUGGAGAUGCGACCACUCGCGUGGAAUCGAAAACAAGGAACUGGGUUGUUGUGAAUGUGUUGGGAAACUGUGUAUGGUUGAUGUUAUUUGCUACCUUUGCAAAGAGGAGAGCCUCUUGUCUCCUUCCUCUGCUCUCAAAGCACCCGUUUCUUCAAUUCUACCUAAGGUUCCAAAUCUCGUUGUGCAUCUCGAACCUUCUUCAAGUUUGUUGGAAGCAAUUGAUCUCAUACUCCAAGGAGCACAGAAUCUUGUGGUGCCAAUAUUGCAAACAAAGAGGAGUGGCAUUUCAAGGAGAAAACAGCCUCAGAAGGCCUCUACAAUAAACAGCCAUAAUGGUCGUGAGUUUUGUUGGUUAACACAAGAGGAUGUGAUUCGGUUCUUGAUUGGUUCAAUUGGCCUAUUCACUCCACUACCUGCAAUUUCCAUUGAUGCUCUUGAGAUUAUAAACUCUGAUGUGCUUGCCAUUGAUUACUACUCCCCUGCAUCUUCUGCAAUCGGAGCAAUCUCAAAGUCCCUUAUUCAACAAACUUCUGUUGCUAUUGUUGAUAGUGAUGGUACUUUCAUUGGUGAGAUUUCACCCUUCACACUUGCUUGCUGUGAUGAGGCUGUUGCAGCUGCUAUCACCACUUUAUCUGCAGGGGACUUGAUGGCCUACAUUGAUUGUGGUGGUCCUCCAGAAGAUCUAGUGAGAGUUGUGAAGGCAAGGUUGAAGGAGAAAAAUUUGGAGAAAAUGUUACAAGAGUUUACAAUUUUGUCAUCUUUGGUCAGUGACACAUCAUCAGCAUUAUCAUUAUCUUCAUCUUCUUCUGAUGAGGAAUCAUCAAAAAGGACAAUGAUGAGAUCAGGAAGGUACACAAGGUCAUAUAGCUACUCAGCUAGGAUGGUGAGGAAGGCAGAAGCUAUAGUGUGUCAUCCCAAGAGUUCUUUGGUUGCUGUGAUGAUUCAGGCAAUUGCUCACAGAGUGAACUACUUGUGGGUUAUUGAGGAUGAUUGUAGCUUAGUUGGCAUUGUAACUUUUUCUAAUAUGUUGAAGGUGUUCAGAGAAAAUGUAGAGACUAUUUAGAUGACUAGGAAGCUGUGACAAAAGUUUUGGCUUUGGAUUCUCAUAGAGAAGCAUGAACUAAGGUCUAUGAACAUGAGCCUUCUGUUAUG
This is a messenger RNA of Gastrolobium bilobum, 1301 nucleotides long. Its product is annotated as CBS domain-containing protein CBSX5-like. The record is from RefSeq and is a predicted model, not a curated record. The transcript is spliced from 2 exons. The coding region runs from base 13 to 1212 and encodes 399 amino acids. Lineage: Eukaryota; Viridiplantae; Streptophyta; Magnoliopsida; Fabales; Fabaceae.